AUGAGAAUCCAGAAAAAACAUUUGAGCGGAUGGUCCAGUGUUGCGGAACUUCGCGACGAUGAUGUGGACGUCAGACUUACAGCUAAAGAUGUGACCGCUACGGGCAGCAUUGUCUCCGGGGCUAACAGCUAUUUGCGGCUUUCUUGGCCAUUGGCAACGAACGAUACAAUCGGUGUGUACCGUUGUGAUGUCACUAUUUUGAAUUCCCACGGCAGUGUCGGGUGGCAGAAAAGCCUACCGACUUCUAUCACUCGUAAGAGUGACGUCACUGUUCAGAUCCUCAGUGAAAUGGUAGAAGAGAACAAGAGACAGUGUAUGCAACAAAAGCAAGACAUCCAGGAAUACGUAGCAGCAGCCAUAGAGGAUACCAAAAACAAUUGUUUUAAGGAAAAACAAGACGUUCUCCAGAACAUGACGGCAACCCUGAAGGUGCUUGAAGCGAGUUUCGAUAGCAAGUUGGACAGCAAGAUACAGGCUCUGAGCCACACCGUGGCCCUAUACAAAAGAGAAUGUCCUCACCAACUGCUAUCCCACAAACGCCAGAUUCUGGAGAACGUGGCAGCUGCCUUGGACAGGAACAGGAAAGAGGGUCUUCAACAGAACCAAGACCUUCAGGUUAACGUGACGUCCAUCAUGGAGGAUCUUGAAGCCAGUUUUGAGAGCAAGUUGAGCGUUGUCAAAAGCCAGUUACAGCCCCAGUCGUGCGCUUAUGCUAAGGGUUUGGGUCCUCGGCCGCUGGUCCGUCUCUUUAGCGGUCAACUUGUAGUCUGUGACACGGUGACGGACCAAGGUGGCUGGAUCGUGAUACAGAGACGUGCUUCGGCGGAUGUUAAUUUUUUCCGUGGUUGGACGGACUAUAAGAACGGAUUCGGCGACCUCUCUGGCAAUUUCUGGCUUGGGCUAGAGAAAGUCCACCAGUUGACAAGUCAGGAGAGAUACGAACUGAGGUUCGAUUUGAAAUUCCAGGGAAAAAACUACUUCGCCAGCUACGACAACUUUUCGUUAUCUGGAGAAACAGAAAAUUACAAAAUUCAUCUUUCCGGAUUUUCGGGUAAUGCAAGUGACAGUAUGGCAUAUCACAAUGGCAUGGCGUUUUCAACUAAGGACCGUGACAACGACAAUUCAUCAGGUGGAAGCUGUGCCAAUAGCUAUAACGGAGCUUGGUGGUACAACGGCUGCCAUAACGUAAAUCUCAACGGACUGUGGGGAGUUACAGUGGGCGCGAAGGGCUUGAGAUGGCACAGUGUAACAGAUGGCUCAGUCUCCUUCAGCGAAAUAAAGAUUCGACCAUUUCCUAAGUGACAACUUCAUGACACUUAAUCCCCCGUCUAUUCAUUGUGCAUUUAGAUUUAGAUGUUUACCUGUCUUUUUAUUUGAGGUAUAGGUUUCAAGAUUUCAUAAUUUCAAAAUGAUUUUACUGACUUGAAAGGUCUUUGACCCCUACAUCUACAAAUUACGUUUGAGGUAUAUAAAAACCCAGUGAUAGAACAUCUUCACAAUUUCAGAAAAUCGAAAGCUCAGUUACUCUGUCGUCUCAUGUCAUGACAUUCAUCGAUUGGCAAGGUUGAAAAAUAACACGUGAUAGCGGUACUAGAGCAGUUUUUACAUUAUUUUUUUAUACCAGGAAUUUAUCUAUCGCACAUCCCAACUCAUGCACACGCUUUUGAACACCUGUACAAAUAUACACAUAGCCCAAAUACACGGCAACAUGUUUCAUUGAAAAGAGAGGGUAAAACUUCUAUUUCAAAAGAUUUUUUAAAAAUCAUAGUUUGGAGGUUUUCGUGAUUUUUUGGGUCAAAUUAGGUCUAUUUGAGAUAUAUAUAUAUAAUAUAUAUCAAUAAUUUUUACAGUCGUGUGUAUAACAAUUAUACUUUAAAGGAACUAUAUUGUGCAAUCCAGACAUAUUUCACAAAAUGAUCAAAAUACCAUUUAAAAUCAGCACAAUUCUUUUUCGGUACUUUGAAAUAUUAGUGGGAUGAUUGUCUGUGUUAAAGAUACAACAAAACUUCUUGUCCUGCUGAAGCACUAUAGUGUUGUUAGGCUAGAAAGUACGCCAAACGUUAUGUACAUUUAUUCUUAAACAAAUGUUAUGGUAAAGAGAGUGGUCUUGAGUACCGCUUUCAAGCAAAACUUGGAGAAGAAAAAAUGCUUCAUAUCUACACAUUUUAAAAGUUACUAUCAAGCUGGGUCCUAUUUCAGAAAUAACAUUGUUACAUAGAAACAACAAAGAUAAUUCUAAUAUUUGAAAAUUAACUUUGAAAAGCUACAAUGAUUGUUUCCAAUAUGAGCUUAACAACACUUGAAACGUACUAUUAAGUACUGUCGCAUUUUUACAGUAUACAUCUUGAUAUCUGUUGAAUGAUUGAAGCCUGAACUGAUUCAUGUAUGUAAGCAUUAUUUCUGGCUUCUGAGCUUUACAUGUACACGGGAAGAGAUCAGCA
This is a messenger RNA of Aplysia californica (California sea hare), 2441 nucleotides long. RefSeq names its product tenascin-R. The transcript is spliced from 5 exons. Bases 1 to 1302 code for a protein of 433 amino acids. The record is from RefSeq and is a predicted model, not a curated record. NCBI's taxonomy places the organism in Eukaryota, Metazoa, Mollusca, Gastropoda, Aplysiida, Aplysiidae.